UCCAUGACUUAUGAAACCACAUGUGCAUAGAUGGUGUUGUUAUUGUUAUUUAGUCGGUAUAAAUGGUAUUGCAUAAUAUAUAUUUGCACGGUAGUAGACCGCUAUGUGUACCCAAGAUCAGUUUAUAUGUUGUGAUGUGCGUAAAAGCUGCAGGGGUCCCAUAAGAGGCCCGACCGAUAUAUAACCUAUAAUUUUGACAGACUGUAAAGAAGUCCAAUGUUCAAAUGAAAUGACACUUGUGUCCAUUUUGCAGCAUAUUUCAAGGUUACUUUGUAUAGAAAUACUUUCCAGUACCAAGCUGAUCUGAUGUGAUGAUAGUGUAUGUCUAUGGAAUGACAAUAAUACAUAGAGAUACUUAACUAAUUUCAGGAAUAUGAGUUCCUAGACUUGUCAGAUGUGAAAGAAGCGGAACGGAGUAGUCUGCAGUGCGCACUGUUCAAGCGGAGGACUGACACGUCGGCGUACACUGCCCGUGUUGGUUGGACUGAACCUUCUGUAGAUUUAUCAUCGUGUUCAUCGAGCACGGCCGGCGCGCCGACCGCGUCUAGCAGCCUGGACAGCCUAUCGGGCGGCGAGUGCGAGAUGGCGCCACACUCGCCGGCGCGGGCGGGGGCCGGGCCUCCUCCCCCGCCCUACGCCGCGCCGCCGCACUACCCGCCGCAGCCUCACCAGUGGCCCGUGGCACCGCCCAACGUCUACGUCAGCCAGGUCACCGCCAACGUCAACGUGCAUGGCUACAUGGGGCAGUACUACCAACCUCCACAGCCGCAGUACGCCCCGCCGCCCGUAGAACGCGCUGCGCGACCCCACAGGCGAGACCGCAGGAACAAACGCGCUCCCUCCCCUCCACCGCAACCGACCCCAUACUAUGUGCAAUACCCGCAGUACUAUCCCGCAGCGCAGGCGCAAGGGGCUCCACUCUACCAUCUACCCAUGUACCAACCAGUAGUGUACGGACCGUAUGCGCAUCCUCCUUACUAUUACCCCGAGUACCCCAUGCAAGUGGAAGGCGACACGGGCGACAAAGGACCAGAGGAAUAUCCCCAAGAGGUGGUGAUGGAACAGGAAACUGUUGAUGCCUACUACGCAGGCGCACACUACACAUAUGGCCCGCCGGUCGAGGGCGGGAUGGAGUACAUGCCGCCGAUAUACUUGCCGCCGCCGACACAUCCGCCACCUUUACCGAUACAACAGCCACCGCCUCACCAAACUACACCGCAUCAAUUCAAUGUUCACGCCAAAAACUUCGUUCAAGGGCAGAACCAUAAAACUUACACACCUCCAGAGAAUAAGACUCAAGAACAGAAACCUCCUAUUGCGAUAGCCUCGGCAUCCGCUUCGACGGCUACUGUGGAAGCAUUGCCGAUCAAAGACCUUAAAAUCACCAGUAAAGGGCCCAGCAGCCCUAAACAAUCUGACCGUCCAGUCGACACUAACCAGGCUAAACCCGCUACACCGACAGAGAAAUUGUCUCCAGCGCCAAAACCAGAAGCUACAAAAUUAGCUUGGGUGCCCAACGAAAACAAAGUGCCAGAGCCUGCAGUCAAUACUCCUACUCAGCAAGCAAAAACCUUCCCUCCCACCGCGUCAGCCAAUACGAUCGCGGCCGCUGCGGCUAAGGUACAGCCGACGCUCAGCAAACCCACUAAGGGCCCGGCUCCGCCAUUCACUGGAGGCAAACAACCUCCUAAGCCCUCCGUGCCCCAGACGGUCGUCCCAGUACAGCAGGCUGUGUCAACGCCGAAAGCUCCAUUUGGAAAUCGCCAAAAGCGCGAGUCGGGUCCCGCUAAUCGCUCCCCGUCGAAUGAGACCCCCGAAUCAGAAAGGGUCGCUAUCGCUACAGAGCAUGUCAAACGCGAGCCCCCUCUACCUCCUAGUAAAGCACCUAUGCCUAUCUCGAUAACCCUGCACUCGCAAGGUCAACCAUUGAUAGUGACCAAUAAAUCUCCAUUUGGGCACUCUAGGAAAGCUGCGGUGGCACCAGAGCCGGCCCCAGUACCGCAGCCUCCCCCACCCGCUCCUACAGCGUCUGAUUUCCCCCCUCCACCCACACCACGAAACCGCGGGGAACCUGUUCCCCCGCCGGUAGUACAGCCGCAACCACAGCCGGCCCCGGGCAAGUCCUGGGCGAGCCUGUUCUCCAGCAAGACUUCAAUAACUACUGCCGCCCCAGUGUCUGCGCCCGCUACUGAAGAGCCAUCUUCCCCGACGACCACUACUCCUAUCGCGGCACCGAACGUUCAAAAACCGGUUGCUAAGGUUCCCCCUUUUGAUGCUUCUCCACUGCAAGCUACCGUCGUCGAAAAGCCAUCACCCCCUCUUCGUCCGCCCACGACUACAGCGGCGCCGACUAUAUCUUACUCUGAGAAGACGUCGGUUAACGCCGUCAGUAAUGUAGCUGCGCCGGUGCCAGCGAAGACUCCACCUAGCAACCAGUCUCCGGCGGAGACUCGUGAGGGCCAGAAAGAGGUUACGCCGGCAUUGCCUCUGCCGCCGUCGCCGUUCAGCGAUGAUCCGAACUCGUACAGGAUGGGAGAAUUCCUAUUGAAAUACCAACUAGACAAUCGUUCGGUGUCGCUGCUGCCUCGCGGUUUGACCAACCGCUCAAACUAUUGCUAUGUGAACUCUAUCCUACAAGCGUUGGUAGCUUGCCCGCCCUUCUACAAUAUGCUGAAGGCGUUACCUUAUCAGAUGAGGCGUGGCAAAUCUAGUACUCCAGUUAUUGAUUCGCUCGUGGAGCUGUGCUACUCGUUCAGCGCGGCGGCGCCGGCGCGCGCGCGGGCGCGGGCGGAGGGCGCGUCGCCGCCGCCGGUGCCGGGCGCGCCGCCGCUGGAGGGCGGCGCGGGGCUGCGCGUGCUGCGCGCGCUGCGCCCGCUCGCCUCGCACGAGGGCCGCCAGGAGGACGCCGAGGAGUUCCUGGGCUGCCUGCUCAACUCGCUCAACGACGAGAUGCUCGAGUUGAUAAAAUUGGUGGAGCCCGAAGAACCUAAAGAUGGUGCAGGGCAACCCAAUGGUGUGAUCCCACAGGAACAACCGGAGGAAGAUGACGACGAUGAUGAAUGGAAGGUGAUGGGCCCGCGCAACCGCGGCGCGGUGGAGCGGCGCUGGAGCGCGCGCCGCACGCCCGUGGCCGACAUCUUCCGCGGCCGCACGCGCGUGCGCCUGCACCGCGCCGGCCACCACGACGUCACCGACGCCGUGCAGCCCUUCUUCACGCUGCAGCUCGACAUCGAGCGUGCGAGCAGUGUGAAAGACGCCUUAGAGCUCUUGGCUAACAAAGACACCCUGGAGGGAGUGUCUGAUGCAUGGCAGCAGUUAUCCUUGGAACAGCUUCCGGUGAUCCUUCUCCUGCAUUUGAAAUGCUUCCAACUGGACCCGGAAGGUCACACGGCGAAAAUCGUCAAGAAUAUUGACUUCAGUAUAGAUCUCAAAAUUGAUCCAAAAAUAAUGUCGUCAAAAGUGAAGUACACGUCUAAACAGCGGCAGUACAAGCUGUUUGCAGUGGUGUACCAUGAGGGCGUGGAGGCCGUCAAAGGACACUACGUCACGGAUACUUACCAUGGUCAAGUGGGCUGGAUACGGUAUGAUGACUCUACUGUGACCCAAGUUGGGGAAUCCCAAGUGCUAAAGCCGAAACCUCCCCGUAUGCCCUACCUCCUCAUGUAUCGAAGGCAGGACACCCUGCCAAUACCACACCGCCCCAAACCGGAGUGAAAGUGGUUCUGUGACGUAAUCGAGUGAAAAACUCAAGUGUUUAAGGAAGUGCCUGUAGAAAUACUGUGUUGUAUGCCAACGUGAAAUUAUUUGGUACAUAUAAAAUUUGUUUGACAUUUAAGUAAAUUUCAAUGAUUUAUUUUGAAUUUAACUGUACAGUCGGGGGCAGAUAAUCCUGAUCUCAUAUUCUGUAAGUUCAUACAGACCGGAUUAGGCUUAUCUGCCCCCAAAUGACAUAUUUCUCUUGGUGAUACAACACAGUGGACGAUUUGGACAAAAUAUUAAGAGUGAAGUGACUGCAUGUGUAAAUAAUGUCUAUGUUAAUUUGUGCCUCCUGAAAAUUCUAAUUGAAAAUGUUUUUAUGAAUGUCCUAAAUAAUAUAAGUGUAUAUUUGGUAGUGUAUAACAAUUUGGGCAGUUGUUAGACUGGAGUAAGCAUCAGAUUUUCACUUUAUUUGCCUUAAAAUUCUGUGAUUGUUUAUCUCUAUAGCAUACGUAACAACUAGCCCUUUAUUUCUGCUGAUUUUAAUGUAAUAUAACUAUAUUCAAUACAGCAUUUCUGCAUUGCUUGUAAGUUUGUACAUAGGAAUUCUUUAUAUAUAUUUUUUCUUUAUAAAGUACAAAAUAUUGUGUUUUGCUUUGUCGCUAAUAUUAUUCUAUGUUAAUUGAAAGAAUUGAAGGUUUUAAAUGAUAAUUCUCAAUAGUCAAAAGACUUACAUUAUGGAAACCAUGUAUGAUAAAGAUAUUUAGUGUAAAUAGGAGAGCUGAGGACAUUUGAUAGUUUUGCGUGUUAAAAAAUAUAUCUUUAUAUGACUAUAUACCAGUUUAAUAUGAGAACCUAAGAAAUAAAUAAAAUUAUGGAUAUGAUUAAACUAUGAUAUUGGCUUUUGCAAAACAUCAUUAAUGUCUCUUCUCUCAAUAAGUAUUUUACAAUUUGUCUUUGGACAAUAUGGAAUUGUGGUGUUUUAUAAAGUUUAAAAAAUGUAAAAAAAUAUUAGUAGCCGUAAUUUAAAUUCAUGAUACAUAUUAUUUCUAUGUUGUAUAGUGUUGGGAUUGAUAUCAAACUGGGUUUGUUGGAUAAGAGCUGAUGGAAAGUACAAAGUAUUGAA
Molecule: messenger RNA, 4822 nt
Organism: Amyelois transitella
Lineage: Eukaryota; Metazoa; Arthropoda; Insecta; Lepidoptera; Pyralidae
Gene: Usp10
Product: ubiquitin carboxyl-terminal hydrolase 10
Exons: 10
Coding region: 583-3714 (1043 amino acids)
Biological process (GO): DNA damage response, signal transduction by p53 class mediator; regulation of autophagy; protein deubiquitination
Cellular component (GO): nucleus; cytosol
Molecular function (GO): cysteine-type endopeptidase activity; cysteine-type deubiquitinase activity
Source: RefSeq, a predicted model, not a curated record